Sorex araneus (European shrew) is the source of this 5100-nucleotide messenger RNA. RefSeq names its product ribosomal modification protein rimK like family member B (gene RIMKLB). Lineage: Eukaryota; Metazoa; Chordata; Mammalia; Eulipotyphla; Soricidae. Bases 373 to 1533 code for a protein of 386 amino acids. Gene Ontology annotation, biological process: protein modification process. The record is from RefSeq and is a predicted model, not a curated record. Gene Ontology annotation, cellular component: cytoplasm. Gene Ontology annotation, molecular function: ATP binding; metal ion binding; ligase activity, forming carbon-nitrogen bonds. The transcript has 6 exons.
CGCAGCAGCAGCAGCGAGCGGGGGAGCGCGGAGCGGCCGGGUGCGAGUGAGGGUGUGAGAGUGAGUGUGUGUGUGAGUGUGUGUGUGUGAGUGUGUGUGCGGGUGCGUGUGUGUGUGUGUGUGUGCGCGCGUGUGCGGGGGGGUGCGCGGGGGCCGCCCGCGCGGCCGAGCGGCUGAGGGCGGGCGAGAGCGCGGCGGGCGAGGGCGCCGGCCUGGCUGAGGAGCCGCAGCGGCGGCGGCGGAGAAAGGCGGCGGCCCCCGGCCCCCCGGCAGCCCGCGCGACCCCCGGACGCCCCGGCGACCCCCCGGGAAGGACGAGCCGCCCGAGCCAGGAGGAUAUAAUCCAAGGAAAGGAAGAACCAGCAGAUCAAGAUGUGUAGCUCUGUGGCUGCCAAGCUGUGGUUUUUGACAGACAGACGAAUCAGAGAAGAUUAUCCCCAAAAAGAGAUCUUACGUGCAUUAAAGGCCAAAUGUUGUGAGGAAGAACUGGACUUUAGAGCUGUGGUGAUAGAUGAACUGGUUUUGACAAUCGAGCAGGGAAACCUGGGUCUACGGAUCAAUGGAGAACUAAUUACUGCCUAUCCCCAGGUGGUGGUAGUAAGAGUACCAACCCCUUGGGUGCAAAGUGACAGUGACAUCACUGUGUUGCGCCACCUAGAAAAGAUGGGAUGCCGGUUGAUGAAUCGACCUCAAGCCAUCCUGAAUUGUGUUAACAAGUUUUGGACAUUCCAAGAGUUGGCUGGCCAUGGUGUUCCUCUGCCAGAUACUUUCUCUUACGGUGGCCAUGAAAAUUUUGCCAAAAUGAUUGAUGAAGCAGAGGUACUGGAAUUCCCCAUGGUAGUGAAGAAUACACGAGGUCAUCGAGGUAAAGCUGUAUUCUUGGCUAGAGAUAAGCACCACUUAGCUGAUCUAAGCCAUCUUAUUCGCCAUGAAGCACCAUACCUGUUCCAGAAGUAUGUCAAGGAGUCUCAUGGACGGGAUGUUCGUGUCAUUGUUGUCGGAGGCCGUGUGGUUGGCACCAUGUUGCGUUGUUCAACAGAUGGGAGGAUGCAAAGCAACUGUUCACUAGGUGGCGUGGGGAUGAUGUGCUCACUGAGUGAACAAGGCAAGCAGCUGGCCAUCCAGGUGUCUAAUAUACUUGGAAUGGAUGUGUGUGGCAUAGACCUGUUGAUGAAAGACGACGGCUCCUUCUAUGUCUGCGAGGCAAAUGCAAAUGUAGGUUUCAUCGCCUUUGAUAAGGCUUGUAAUCUAGAUGUAGCUGGUAUCAUAGCGGACUAUGCCGCCUCCCUUCUGCCCUCUGGCCGGCUCACCCGGCGUAUGUCCCUGCUCUCCGUGGUGUCCACUGCCAGUGAGACUAGUGAGCCGGAGCUGGGUCCCCCAGCCAGCACUGCUGUCGACAACAUGAGCGCAAGUUCCAGCUCUGUCGACAGCGACCCCGAAAGCACCGAGCGAGAGAUGCUCACCAAGCUCCCAGGGGGCCUAUUCAACAUGAACCAACUGAUAGCCAAUGAAAUCAAACUCCUGGUGGAGUGACUCCACUGGUAAAUAAUUAACCAACAAAACCCUUGUAAAACUUUCUUUUUCUUCUUUUUCUUUUCUUCUCUUUUCUUUUUUUUUCCUUUUUUUCUUUUUUUUAAAAACCAACUUGCAAUGCUGUUCAUGGAAGAUGCUCAGGACAAUAAAAAAAAUUAAAAUUAGUUAGGAGAGAAAGGGGGGGAGGUAAACAAAAUCAGCCUAUCAACAUGUUAUUGACUUCCACUUACAAAUCUUGCAGAAGAGAUGAUGUCUGACCUCUUCGCUAUUCCCUUUAAUUUCUCAAAAAAGUGUAUGUUCUCAGGCCUUGAAGUAUUUAUUUUGUCAGUCUCUUGCCUUCUCCCUGCCCUCUUAAAAGAUUUCAAAUUAGCAGAACUUCACAUUGUGUUUUAAACAUCUAACUAAAUUGUAGGAGUUUUUAAAUACAAAUAUGAACAUGCUAACAUUAUACUUUUGUUCAUAGUUUAUGAAAUAUUGAGGACCUUUAUUGGGAUUUCUUUUUUCCCCUUGAUUUGAAUGGGAAGGCAGUGUGCAUAUGACCCAACAAAUAUUUUUUUUUAAUGACAAAAUUGGCAUGUUUGCAUGAUAAAAGGAAAUGAACAGUAUUGCAAUGUUUGGUACACAAAAUAACAUUUACUCCAAUGUAGAUAAAAUUACACUAGUUUAAAAAUAUGUACAUUGACUUGUAUUUGUUAGUGUUUUAGUCUUUUUUGGAAGACAUGCUCUGUUAAUGUUCCUUUUUUAAAAAAAAAAAUACAUGCUAGUCUAACAAUUCCCUGAUCUAUGCCUGCAUCUUUAACAAUGGCCAAAGUGAAGAAAAUGCUACCUUUUUUGUUAAUGAGACACUGACUUGGAACAUGUACAUUUAAAGCCUUUUUGUUUUUUUUCUUUUUGGUGGUUGGGCGUUUAUAGAAUAAGGACAGGGAAAAAUAUUUUUUGGUGGGGAGCAAAUCAAGGGCCUAUAAGUUCUGAAAUAUAAAGCUGAAGUGAUUUCUAAUACCACUGUUAAAUAUUUGCAUUUUUCACAUUUAUAGGGAAAUAUAUAUGUGUGUGUGUGUGCACGCAUGCAUGUACAUCUGUUUUGCUUCUUGUUUAUACCAACCAAUCAAAAAGGAUAGAUUCUAGAGAAUGGAGCAUGAUGGGAAACAGUUUUGUUUUUGUUUUUUAGUUUUCAUACCUAUGCUCCACUGGAGUUGAGGUACUCACAUAAGGAGAAUAGAUGCUCUUAGGCCUCUGUGUGUGCGUGUGUGUGUGUGUGUGUGUGUGUGUGUGUGUGUCUGUCUGUCUGUCUGUCUGUCUGUCUGUCUGUUCAUGUGCGUGUGCACAUGUGCACACAUGUACACACACAUGGGUGUAUAUAUAUAUAUAUAUAUAUGUUGUUUGGCUUUUUCCUUUGGUCUAGACUGUAUAUAACUUAUUUGAGGCCACAUGCUUUUUCUUCAGUGCUUCUGGCUAUGCGUUUUCUUCUGCUACACACAGGUUUUUGGGGUGGGAUUGCCUGAACAUUUUUGUUUGGGGAACUUGUUUAGUAGUAUUGAGUCUCUUACAGCCCUACUCUCUGAAGCCUUCAAUAUUCUCCACUCUUUAUGUUCCUUUACUUUCUGAAUUUAUGAAAGCCCCAAAACUACAUAUACUAUGAGCCUUUAAACAUGGGUAAAUCUUAUCCCACUGAUGGGUUUUGAAGGUGUGUUAAGAAGUGGAGAUGCUGCAGAGUUCAACAUAAGUUUUUAAACAGCAAGUUCAUCUCCCUGCAAUCCUCUGAAGCUUUUACCCGAGUCCUUUCUUGCCUCUCCAGUGCUUUUUUCCUUCAGAUGGACCUUCCUUAAACAUAAUUUCUUGGACAUUACUAGAGAGACUUCGAGGCAAUAAUAAAAGAUCAGUAUUAACCAGCUCAAACAGAGGUUUGAUCAUGCAUACUUGUACAGUUUCCCCCCAUUUUAAAAAGGAAUGUAAUAAAAUUUGUUUUUCCAUAGAAUUGAUUAAUAUUAAAAUUGAGUUAAAGGUUGACUGUUGACAAAUAGAAUAGUACCUCUGAUCUGUGCAGUGUGUCAUUUCACUCAGAAAAAAAAGAUACAUAAGAGGAGUUUCUAAUUUAUUUAUUUUAGAAUAUUCUAAUCACAUCUAAAAAAAUUUGAUUUUCCACAGUGUCUUUGUGGGACUCACUUACAUAAGCACCUCUGAUUCAUUAACAGAAAGAAGUGCUUCUUUCACUGAAUGACCAUACUUUGGAGGAUGCAUACUAUUUGGGAUAGAGAAAUAAUGAGGAAGAAAGGAUUGCUUAAUUAAAUUAUCAUUCUGUGUUCAAAUAGAGACCAAUGGUUGCUACAUAAAUCAUGAUACAUAUACUUGAGUAAUUUACAUAUUACACAUAUAGAUAGAUUAAUGAAUUAAAAACACAAAUUAAUCACCCUCUAUUAGAAAAAGAUUUGUAUUGGGUGGGGUAAGACACUAGGAAAAAAAUGCAGUCUUUUUAAAAAUACUACAAAAUUAACCAGCCGUGUGUGUAUAUAUACACAUAUACAUAUAUGUGUGUAUACAUAUGUACAUAUGUAUAUAUACACACAUAACAAUUAUCUGAGACUUAAAAGCACAUAGCUUUACCAACCUAUUUCUGAAUUACAGACUUACAUACAGAAUGAAAAGCAGGUUCAGUCAUUUUAGACUUUUAAGAACAUUUAUCAUUUUGAAUUUUCUCAAAUAUUAAGGUAAAAAUAUGAACAAAUUAUUUUGGAAAAAUCCAAAGAAAAUAGCUCUCAUAUUUAAGUAAAGGGUAAAUAUAUUUUCAUAUUGUUAAUAACUUGUUUAUCUGCUUUGAGAGGUUAAAAUGUAUUUAUCAAUUAUGUAUAAAUAAUGAUCAUGCAAAACUUGAAUUAUUGUAAAAUUGUUGUGUAUUGUUAAAAUUGUAAUUCUGAAUUGUAAUCUUAAGUAAUCCUUUCUGAUAUUGUUUUUAUGUCAUCCAUGAUGAAAGCUGGACUAAACAACACACACACAGCAUUACUCACAUACAUAUACACAUACACACAAACUAUUAAUUUAAGAUUUUUUUAAGGCUUUUUUCCCCCUUUUGACAUGUAUAAAUGGUUAUUUCUGCUGAACUUUGAAGUCUUUCUGUAAAUGCUACCAAUAAGAAAAGACCCUGGAACAUUAGAAAAAUCCUUCAAGAGCCUUGUUUUCAUCAGGCAUUUCAUCAGACUAUUGAGAAGAUAUUCGAGACACUGAAAGCAGUUGAUAACUUUCAAAAAUCAUCUCUUCUUUUUCAAGAAGAAAGCAAUGGAAAAAAAUUCUCUUCAUUCAGUGCAUCCCCACUUUGGGGCCUGGGGAUCUUAGAGACUUUGUGAAAUCAAAUCUUGUGUUACAUUUUUCUCCUGGCUCACUCUUUUUGAGAAGGUUUAUGGGCUAUAUGGCUGGUGAGACACGAUCCCCUCCUAAGAAAAUGUAGGUGCUCAGACAGGUAACCUCUGCUGCUACUGUUUUUAUUUGUUUGUUUGUUUGUUUAAUUUUAUUUGAAAUUUGUUUUUGUUGUACUAGGAUAUUUUUAAUGUAAUAUAUUGCAGGAUUUAUAACCAG